UGCAGUUACAGGUCUCUCUUUCCGGUUGUAAUCGGAGUUUUUCGGUCGCUUCUUGCCUCCAUUUUGUACCGACUCCUGGAUUUCCGGGAUUUCGUAGAACUGGGUUCGCUCAAACCCAGUAAGUCAGUAGAGUUAUGUCGCCCUCAAUCACAGGGCAGCGAUGUUAUUAGCAAGCAGGAAUCCGAUUUUUUGAUUCUUGACGUUUUUGCUACCGUUUUACGCUGUGACCUAUUUGGGAUUCAUUUAUAGAGUUGUCAGUAUGACAGCGGACGACAGCAAGUUUUCUCCCGUUUAGUUAACGUUACUUAGUUACCAGUUUUUAUUCGGUGGCUGGAUACAAAACAAGUAAUCGGUGGAAGAUCCAUCUGAUACUAUUUAACAUUAAUGUUGUUUGGGACAAAAUCUUAAAGCGCGACAGACAGGUAAGCCAUGAAGCUUUGCCAACAUUUUUACAGCCGGAAGAGAGGAACAACUUUUCGUGUUUAUUUGUUUGUUGCCGUUCUUAUGACAUGUUUUAACGUACACCUCAUGUACAGCCGAUUUACAAUGUUUCUCGAGAGUUGUGUCAACGAAUAUUAAACAACAACAACAAAAAAUCCUCAGCCACAUAAGUUAAAGCUUUACGUUUGUUUUUCUUUUAGGCUCGUUUGGCUUCUCCAAAGACAUCCUUCGCGUUUUUCUUUCUUUAAAGUCUGGUUUUUGUUCCAGUUGUGCCAUUGCCUAAGUUACAUGUAAACUUGUAAAACUUUUCGCGACUGAUUUUUAGGAUCUUUUAUGGUUUGACAGGUAUGGUCACUUCAGUCUGUGCACGCUAGUUACACAUUUUCGUUACGCGUACAACUCGCCGUCUCUAUCGACACUCGCGUUUAUUUUCACGUUAUUUAUUUCCUUGUCCUGAAAUAUUCAGUCGACCAACAAAAAGAUCCUGCUAAACAACAUUCCAGUUAGCCCUGCUAAAGUUUUGUAUCACCCCACUUCAUCCGAGCGAUCACUUCUCUCAAAACUGUCAGGAAAAAGAAACUUCAAGCCAAGUUUCUGGAGUGUCCCUUUGGAACCACAGUGAAAAGAGCUGUUUUGUGGAAUAGUCAACAAACGAAGAUUGAAGUGACCGCUGAGGUCUUCAGAAUUCACCAACAUGCCCAUUCCUCCUCCCCCUCCACCUGGACCCCCACCACCCCCCACCUUAAGUCAGGCAAACACCUCUCCUCCCAAACUGAAUCGAGAUGAAGCCAAGGGAAGAGGAGCUCUGCUGUCAGACAUCUGCAAAGGCACCAACCUAAAGAAAACCAACGCGGUCAAUGACAGAAGUGCGCCUAUAAUUGAAAAAACUGGAGGUCGAAGUGGUGGCAGUGGGGGAGGUGGAGGAGGUGGUGGUGGUGGUGGUGGUGGUGGUGGAGGGUUUGGAGGUGGUUCUGGGCCGAUGGCCAUGGGUGGGUUGUUCAGCGGAGGAGUGCCUAAACUACGACCAGUUGGAGACAGUUCUGUAGGAAGGUCAGCACUGCGACCACCCGGCUCUCGCCCCGCAGUACCCCGUGUUGCGAGUCAUUCCGAGCUUGAUGGUUCUGGACGUAGUGGUGAAGGAGAUCGCCCCUCAGCUCCUGAGACGUCACGAAACCAUCGCCCAUCACUGCCGGACGUCACCAAACCAUCUGCUGUCAGCAGUUCCACUAAACCUAGCAGCUCCGCCCCUCCUCCACCUCCGCCGUUCAAUCGCGGCGGCAACCGUGGACCCUCCUCAAACCAUCAGGCUUCUGGGUCGUCAUCUGGGAGUCGUGAGAAACCCCUUCCACCUCCACCUGUAAACAAAGGGCCUGUAUACAAAGGGCAUCCUCCACCUGUAAACAAAGGGCCUCCUCCCCCUGUAAACAAAGGGCCUCCUCCCCCACCAUCUUCUUCCCGUGAUGGACCUACUAGAAACCCCCCCAUUUCAUCACGCUCCUCUUCGUCCUCUAGCUCCUCCAGUGCUCCCCCACCCCCACCUCCCUAUCGACAGCCACCUAAUGUCUCCAAUGGUGACCCAGCGCCCGAGUUACCACAGAGGCGAAACUCGCUGAACAAGAGAGGCCAUUCCAACGCUAAUGUUCGCGGCCAGGCUCCUCCACCCCCUUCCCAACAGAACCGACGACCCCCGCCACCGACACGUGACCCAGUGGGCCGUAGCACAGCUCCUCAGCCUCCUCCUCCUGGGUCUCGUAACGGGGUUCGGGAAAUGCAACCCCCUCCACCUCCUUACCGGUCACAGAAUGAACCUCCUAGCCGAGGGAAACCUCCUGCUCUCUCCUCAACUGGACGUCAGGCUACAGCACAUGCACCUCCACCUCCUCCACCUCCACCUGUCCGCAACGGACACACACCGCUUCACUCCAAGUCUCUUUCUGAUGAUUUCGAAUCCAAGUACACCUUCCACCCUAUAGAAGACCUUCCCCCUCCAGAAGAAUACAGAUCAUUCCAGAAGAUCUAUCCCAGCAAAACCGACAAGACUAUGGUCAGAGGUGCUCCUCCACUGCCUCCUGUUGUAAGAUGAGCAUCCAGGGAAAAGGACCAAAAAUAGAUGCCAAAACAUUCACACACACACAACUAUGUACAUAGUGAAUACUGUACAUAUUGGUGCCACACAAACAAUAGUUAUUCAUACCAAACAUCUACUCGGAUAACACUCCUAGGACAACACUAUAUACCAGCAUGAUUUCUUAUGCAAACUACUCCAGAAUGCUGUACCUCUAGACCUAAAAACACUGUGCAAUAUCCCUGUGCUGCCUAGAAAAGCACCUUCUAAUAUUGUGCCUGAGAACAGGGACACAGUUUAGCGACCGGCCAGAGCACACAACUCUAUUGACCAGGGGUUGAAUGUACACAUUCCACCUCUUCCUCAGACCGACCAAAGUUUUCGUUUUAAUAAAUGAGAAAAUGUGUAGCACUUGUAGAUUAUUGAUGUCUAUGCAUAUAAGACGACGUUCUUAAAUGAGUCACGUCUGUAGUUUUCUGGACAAUCAUUUUAUUGCGUAUCAGUUUAUGUUAGAUGUUUGUUUAUUGUGUUUUAUACAUUUUUUAAUCAAGAAUAGUGUGUCCAGGAUGGAGUUACGUUUAAAUUGAUAAAAACGUGUUUGCAUACACUACGAAAAGCUAUGAAUGGCUGUUCAUUUUUUUUCAAGCCAUAGUUUUCUGUUCUCCUGGCCACAUUCAUUGAACAUCUCAGUAUGUGUGAAUGAGAACACUUGUUUCACUGAUCACUUUAUUUGCUUCACCUCUGUAAAGGGAACUGUGUUUAGCUCAAUAAUGACCAAAUAUGAAGUGCCACAGGUUCUCCCAAAUACACCUGUAUAUAUGCAGUUGUGUAGUGCCAUCUUGUGGCUUAUUUGCACCAUUACUCCAACUGGGUACCAUAAUUUAUACAUUGCCUUUUAUCGUUUUUGUUUCAAACUAAAGCUGAAUGUCAGGAAAUACAUUUUAAUAGAUUUUGUAUAAACACUACAGGCAUGGACGUCUGCCAAUGGGUUCGUUUUAAAUGCGUGACAUUUGUAAGUAUUAAAAGUAAAAUAGCAUAACACGUUUAACAUUGUGUCAGGUUGCCUCAGUUCAGGCACUUUUGGGCUGUUAGUAAUUCUAAAAGUUAUUUUGGGGGAUUUGGUGUCUAUUAUGUAUAUUAUGUGAAUGUCAUUUUAACGCUGUUUUAGAAUGUGUUAAACACCGUGAUAAUAUGAUGCAUUUGAAAUAAAGAAGGGCAUGGGACAAAUCGUCUG
Messenger RNA from Triplophysa rosa, 3740 nucleotides. It is a transcript of the gene wipf2a, whose product is annotated as WAS/WASL interacting protein family, member 2a. The transcript is spliced from 9 exons. The record is from RefSeq and is a predicted model, not a curated record. NCBI's taxonomy places the organism in Eukaryota, Metazoa, Chordata, Actinopteri, Cypriniformes, Nemacheilidae. Bases 1136 to 2524 code for a protein of 462 amino acids. Gene Ontology annotation, molecular function: actin binding.